AUGGAGGCCGCGGCGCAGCUGACGCCGGGCGCUGUCCAGGCGAUCGCGAACGGGGCGGUGCCCGCAGCGCUCCAGCCGGUUCUCCAGGUGCUGGAGGUGUGCCGUAUCGCCACCACCAAGAGCGGUAACUCCAGCGCCAACCCCAACCCCAUCCCCUCGGAGCGGGAGCGCUACCGCUUGAUACUCUCCGACGGCGUCAACGCGCACCAGGCCAUCCUCGCCACCGCCUUCAACCCAUUCGUCAGGGACGGCACCCUACGCGCGGGCACAAUCGUCCACCUCAACGAGUUCAUAUGCGACACCAUCCGAGAUAAAAGGAUCAUCAUUAUUGUGAAAAUUGAAAUUCUGCAAACUGCAUGUGCCCUAAUCGGGAACCCCAAAAACUACAUGGCACAAAGUCUAGAGAAGGUACAAGAUCCCAACUUAUCGGCCAUUGCUGCUCAAAAUUCUGGUGCUCCAGGCAUGCUGGAGUCUUCUGUUGCUCUAAGAGCAGAUCAAGCUUCUAAUAAUCUGUCAUAUGGUGGACCCUUUAAUGAUGUUCAAGGCAUGGUAGGUUUUUCCAUUGGCCGGACAGUAGAACCUGAUCAUAGCAAUGUGUUUACUGGAGGCUCUUAUGGUACAUUGUCAGCACAAAACACAGUAAAUGCAAAUAUGGUGGAGCCAAGAUUUCAGCAGCCUUCUCUGAUCUCUCAUCAAAACCAAGGGUUUGCAGUUACUGGCACAGGUGAGGCCUUGACCCCUCCAGGCAAUGCUCACCGGCGCCAUGAGCAUUCAUAUCAGCAGCUACCUUCAGGGUAUAUCAAUAGAGCUUCAGUUGCUAGUGAACCGACAUCCCAUGUUGUCCCCAUUUCUUCAUUGAAAGUUUACCAGACUAGAUGGACAAUCAAGGCCAGGGUGACUGCUAAGACUGUUGUCAAGCAUUGGAACAAUGCCAAAGGUACAGGGAAACUUUUCUCAUUUGAUCUCCUUGAUGGAGAAGGUGGACAAAUUCGUGCAGUAUGCUUCAAAGAAGCGGUUGAUCGGUUUUAUGAUCUAAUUGAGGUUGAUAAGGUGUACUUGAUAUCUAGAGGAGCAGUGAAACCUUCACAGAAGCGGUUUAAUCCUUUGAAUAAUGAUCUUGAAAUAACUCUGGACGCCUUACUGUCAUCUGUAGAGAUUUGUUCUAGUGAUGAUUUCAAUAUUCCUAAGGUGAAGUACAGUUUUCGCCAGAUCAGUGAAAUAGAGAACAUGGAUAAUCAUACUGUGGUAGAUUUACUUGGUGUUGUUACAUCAGUUGGUCCUUCUGUUAUGAUGACAAGGAAGGGUGGCACCCAAACCCAGAAAAGAACCCUUCAAUUGAGGGACAUGUCUGGUCGGAGUGUGGGAGUGACCUUUUGGGGAAACUUCUGUGAUGUUGAAGGGCAGCAGUUACAGCUGCAGUGUGAUUCUAGUUUCAAUCCUAUACUUGCUUUGAUAGGUGCCCGUAUCAGUGAUUUCAGCGGUAGAUCGGUGAGUACAAUAGGGUCAACACAGUUGACAAUAAACCCAGACUUUCCUGAUGCUGAAAGGCUGAGACAGUGGUAUGUAACUGAAGGAAUGGCCACUGCUUGUCUCUCUCUAUCUCGGCAACAGUUUAAUUCAGUCCAGGCUGAUGUCCGCAAAACAAUUGCACAAAUCAAGGACGAAACCUUGGGACGUGGUAAGACAGACUGGAUCACUGUUAAGGCUGCGAUCUCACAUGUGCAGACUGAAAAUUUUUGUUAUCCAGCAUGCCCCUUUGUUUUUAAUGAGAAGCCAUGCAACAAAAAGGUCAUAGAGAGUGGUGAUGGGAUGUGGUUUUGUGAAAGAUGUGAUAAGAGCUCUGGAAGCUGUGAGUACAGUUACAUGGUUAAAUUUCAAAUCCAAGAUCACACCAGCACUAUCAACGCUACCGCAUUCCAGGAGGCUGGUGAGAAGAUAUUUGGCUGCACUGCACAAGAACUUCGCACAAUGAGAAAUGUUGACCAUGACGAAGCACUAUUCACAGAGAUCAUAGAAGGAGCCCGUUGGCAUCUAAAUCUAUUCAAGUUGAAAGUUAGGGAGGAAAGCUACAACGAUGAACAACGUAUUGGAUGUACCAUAGUUAGUGCUGAAAAGUUGGAUCCAUCCAAAGAGAGUAGUAUCCUUUUUGAAGCCAUUGACAGCCUUAUGCAGAGCAGAUCAGGCCCAAGCCCAGGAGAUCAGGGCAACAUUGCCUCUAAAGCUGGUUUCAGCAAUUCACCAGGUGGUCGCAGUGCCAUCAAUAUGUGUGGCGCAAAUCAGUUUGGGCAGCAAGGAAGCAUAGAUGGGAGGGUGUCUACUACACCAGCGGGUGGAGGCUUCACAGGCAACAACUAUGGCUCUGCUGCUGGCAAUGCCAGAUCAGAUGUGUGUUUCAAGUGUAAUCAGCCUGGGCACUAUUUCAGAGACUGCCCGAGGCAUGUUACUGCACCCCAGCACCAGGCACAUGACAAUGGUGCUGCAUUUGGAGGCUUUACAGGUGGCAACUAA
Molecule: messenger RNA, 2508 nt
Organism: Miscanthus lutarioriparius
Lineage: Eukaryota; Viridiplantae; Streptophyta; Magnoliopsida; Poales; Poaceae
Source: the annotation of a GenBank genome assembly